Messenger RNA from Nezara viridula (southern green stink bug), 1383 nucleotides. NCBI's taxonomy places the organism in Eukaryota, Metazoa, Arthropoda, Insecta, Hemiptera, Pentatomidae. The record is from the annotation of a GenBank genome assembly.
AUGAUUGUUCAAUUUUAUCGCUGUUUAUCUGUCAGGAGAAACAUUUUUUUAAUGCGCCGAAAACAUUCUUCGAGAAACGUGUUAAAAUAUCAGGACAAAGGUCUGUUCCAUGACAUUUUUCCCAGUAAUUCUGCUCAUGAAAUAAUAGAUCUAUGUAAUGGUGCUCCACAAACUGUUUAUGCAGGUUUCGAUCCAACUGCGAGAAGUCUUCAUGUGGGCAACCUGCUGAUAUUAGCUAAUCUUUUGCAUUGGCAUCGUGGAGGACAUCAUGUUAUUGCAUUGAUUGGAGGAGCAACGGGAAGAAUAGGUGAUCCGAGUGGUAAGAAUAAAGAAAGAGAGGAACAGAAAGAAGAAAUUGUUAAAGAAAAUGUAAAUUAUAUUUCAAAUAUAAUACUUAAAAUAUUUGAAAAUCAUAAGAAGUAUUUUUGGCAUGAAAAUACUCCUUUAGUGCCUGUCAGUUUAGUGAACAAUGCUGAGUGGUAUAAAUCAUUGAGUUGUGUUGACUUCAUCUGUGGAAUAGGACGCCACUUAAGGCUGGGACAAAUGCUAUCUAGAACUAGUGUGGCUUCGAGGCUUCAAUCAGAACAGGGAAUCAGUUUUACAGAGUUUUCAUAUCAAGUAUUCCAGGCAUAUGAUUGGUUACAUCUUUUGAACAAAUAUAAUUGUAGAAUUCAGAUUGGAGGAAGUGAUCAAAUAGGAAACAUAAUGACUGGUCAUGAAUUAAUUACAAGAGUAACAAGAAAAUCUGUUUAUGGUGUUGUGGCACCAUUGAUAACUUCCGAGUCUGGAGAUAAAUUUGGGAAAACCGCAGGUAAUGCUGUUUGGUUAGAUCCUAACAUGACCUCACCAUUCGAGUUAUACCAAUUUUUUAUGCGACUACCAGAUUCUAAAGUGUCUGAAAUAUUAUCUCUGCUUACUUUUCUGUCUGCUGGAGAGGUAAAGGAUUUGGUAGCCUCACAUAUGAAAGAGCCAGACUUAAGAAAAGGCCAGAAAUAUGUAGCAGAAAAAAUUACUCUUCUUGUUCACGGAGAAGAAGGUCUUGCAAGUGCAAAAAAUACAACUAAAGCUCUGUAUUCGAGAGAUAUUAAAGCUUUAGCAGGUUUAAGUUCGGAAGAUCUAACUUCAGGACUUCGUGGUGCUGAGUUUGUUGAAAUUCUGCUUAGGCCAGGCAUCACAGUGUUAGAAGCUGCAUUAGCUGCACGCUGCUUUCUCUCUCAAAGUGAUGCAGAAAGGAUUAUAAAAGCAGGAGGUUUUUAUGUAAACCAUCAAAGAAGUACAAAUCCCAGUGAAAUCUUGGUGAAUGGUUUACACAUUCUCCCAAAUAAAAUUUCACUUCUUAGAGUAGGCAAGAAGAACUACUGGAUUAUUAAAUGGCUGAGUUAA